AUGGCUAUCGAAGUAGUCGAUCUGACUGUGGCUGAUAUUCCCGGUGCCAUCGAAGUCAUCCAGCAGGCUUUCGCAGACGAUCCAUAUUUCAAAUGGGUCUUUGACGAAUCAAAGACUAACAUCCACUCUCGUACGGGUCUCCGGGCCGAUUACGUUUCCGGUAUAAAACAGUUCAACAAACAAAGAAACUACGAUUCUCUAUCUGUGCGCUGCAACUGGGGUAUCAACAAUGCGCUGUUCCAAGUCGCCAAAGAAUCAACAGACAAGACCAGUCCUAUUCUAGGCGUUUCAUGCUGGCUAGCACCGCACCCAAGCACCCAGCCCGAGAGCUGGUAUAGCUGGUUCCAAUCAUGGAGUUUAUCAUUUAACCAGCUGCUGAAUAACAUCCGGUACUUUGGCCGCGGUGGGCUGCGGACGAAUAGAUACUGGAUUUGGAAAGAGAGGCAGGCGGAGGCCCAGGCUGCUAUCUGGGAUGAUCCGCAGGGCUACUAUUUCUGUAACAUUGUUGCUGUUAGUCCUGAGGCGCAGGGGAGGGGUGUUGGGAGAUUGCUGUUUGAGGCUGUUACGAAGAAGGCGGAUAGGGAGGGCGUGAAGUGUUACUUGGAGAGUUCGAAGAGCGUUCCCAAUGUGGCGAUUUAUGAGCGGAUGGGCUUUAGUAUGAGAAAAGAGAUGGAGUGUCGGGAUGGAGAGGAUGCUUGUAUGUUGUACUGCAUGGUGCGCGAUCCUAAAUAG
Molecule: messenger RNA, 732 nt
Organism: Penicillium soppii
Lineage: Eukaryota; Fungi; Ascomycota; Eurotiomycetes; Eurotiales; Aspergillaceae
Exons: 3
Coding region: 1-732 (243 amino acids)
Molecular function (GO): acyltransferase activity, transferring groups other than amino-acyl groups
Source: RefSeq, a predicted model, not a curated record